Messenger RNA from Pogoniulus pusillus (Red-fronted tinkerbird), 3450 nucleotides. It is a transcript of the gene SCD5, whose product is annotated as stearoyl-CoA desaturase 5. Gene Ontology annotation, molecular function: stearoyl-CoA 9-desaturase activity; iron ion binding. Gene Ontology annotation, biological process: unsaturated fatty acid biosynthetic process. Gene Ontology annotation, cellular component: endoplasmic reticulum membrane. The record is from RefSeq and is a predicted model, not a curated record. The transcript has 5 exons. The coding region runs from base 152 to 1063 and encodes 303 amino acids. Lineage: Eukaryota; Metazoa; Chordata; Aves; Piciformes; Lybiidae.
GGGCGCAGCCGGCGGCGCGGGAGCUCCAUGGAGGAGGCGGCGGCAGCAGCAGCGGCAGCAGCAGCAGAUGCGGCGGCGCGGCCCUGCCUCCCCUAGCCGCCGCUCUCCGGCCGCACUGCGCGGGGGCUGUCGCUAGCGCCCCGCCGGCGAGAUGGCCGGGCCCCGGCGGGCGGCGGGCGGCGAGGCGGGCGGCGGGCAGGCCAUCGUCUGGCGCAACGUGCUGCUGAUGGGGCUGCUGCACCUGGGCGCCGUCUACGCGCUCAGCCUGGUGCCGCGGGCCCAGCUCCUCACCCUCCUCUGGGCCUAUUUCUGCUUCCUGAUGACAGCCCUGGGGGUGACAGCUGGUGCCCAUCGCCUCUGGAGCCACCGCUCCUACAAAGCCAAGCUGCCUCUGCGCAUCUUCCUGGCUGCAGCUAACUCCAUGGCUUUCCAGAACGACAUCUACGAGUGGAGCCGGGACCACCGGGUGCACCACAAGUACUCGGAGACGGACGCGGACCCGCACAACGCCCGGCGCGGCUUCUUCUUCGCCCACAUCGGCUGGCUCUUCGUGCGCAAGCACCGCGACGUCAUCGAGAAGGGCAGGCAGCUGGACUUCACCGACCUGCUGGAUGACCCUGUGGUCAGGUUCCAGAGGAAGUAUUACAAGAGCUCCGUGGUGCUGAUGUGCUUCGUGAUCCCCACGGUGGUGCCGUGGUGCCUGUGGGGCGAGAGCCUGUGGAACGCCUACUUCCUGGCCUCCAUCCUGCGCUACACCAUCUCCCUCAACGUCACCUGGCUGGUCAACAGCGCCGCCCACAUGUACGGCACCCGCCCCUACGACAGGCACAUCAACCCCAGGCAGAACACCCUGGUCACCCUGGGAGCCAUCGGUGAAGGUUUUCACAACUACCACCACACCUUCCCGUUUGACUACUCAGCCAGCGAGCUGGGCAUGGCCUUCAACCCCACCACCUGGUUCAUUGACUUCAUGUUUUGGCUGGGGCUGGUCACUGACCGCAAGCAGGCUCCCAGGGAGAUGGUCCAGGCGCGCAAGGAAAGGACUGGAGAUGGCAGUGCUUGAAGAAGAGCUGCAGCAGCGCCGUGGGUGGGUGUGCUGCACCCCUCUGCCUCUGCUGGCUUCCUUCUCCUCUGGGUAAAAAUUACUUUGGGCUGAAUGACUUCCCCAGGAACAAGUUCAGUCCCCAGCUUUGUUCUUUUUGUUGUUGUUAGGUUAUUUUUUUCCUUACUAGCUGUCUUCUGUCCAAACUUCAGCCUAUUCAGUGUGAAACUGUUACCUAUUAUUUAAUAUUCUAGUGAAACAGGAGGGAGGUUUGAGUUUAGUCCCUGUAGUUCAUGUCUGAAAUAUGUUGUAAGUUGCUUGCUCGUGGCAAACACUGGUGGGUUGCAGGAGCCAUCCAAGAGAGGCUUAUUGCUGCUGUGAAAUCAAACCUGCUUUGGAGGUGCAUCUCAGAGGGGAUGGGGCAGGGCCCAAUGUGCUGUUUCAGCUCCAGACCGGUGGGAAGGACAGGGACAGCACUGACAGAAACAAGAAUAUCCCAGGGGUGAAAAGAAAGGAGCCCAAACUAGGUGAGAUGUCAGUUUGAACACCUCCUUUCUUCGUUCUGUUACCCUGCCAGCCAGCCCACGGCGCUGCUGUCCAUGCUAGGUCUGAAACCCAUUGGUUGCUGAGCAGGCUUUGUGUCGAGGAUCAAUCUCUAUCUGGGCCAAAGCACCCAGCUGAUGCUGUGCUGAGAUGAUUCCCCUGUUGCAUCCACGUUGUAAUUUGUAAAGGUCUAGAGCUCAGCCAUGUCUUUAAGCCAAAUAAAGCUUUGGUUUUGCUGUUUGGAAGCCUGAGUUAUAUUCCAGUCGGUCAUGGCCAUUGCUGCAUGCAUAUUUUAGCUCCUUUUGCACAAGAGGCCUCUUCCUUUCUUUGCUGUUUUGGUUUUUUCCUGCCUUGGACUUGAUUAUAAAAAAAUGCUCUUUAAGUGAAAAAAAUGCUCUUUGUUUAAGUGAGAGUCUCUGCUAAUACUUCAGCUGCAUGCAACAUCCGUUGGUUUCUGAGCAAAAAAAAUAUAGAAAGGCAUUUCUGUAGGUUCUGAAUUUUAACAGUUGCCUUGUUUAAAAAAAAUAUAGAAAAAGAGAAAAAAAAGGGGGGAAAAAAGGUAAAAAAGAAAAAAAAAAGAAAAAAGGAAUGAAAGGAGUUGAAAAAAGGCAUCACGUGGAAGGAAUGGGAGGUGUAGCCCUUUAGGUGUUUGCCAGUGCAAGAGGGAGGCUUUGUACUGUCAGCCCUAGGGCACUUUGGCAGCUGGGGGGCUUGGCUUCCUGUUCUGAGAGGGUCACUGCCUUGCCCCUCCUUGUAGAUUGAGUGCCCAGGAGUGCCCACGGCCCCCACUGGGUCAGACAGGGACCUGCAGGUACCUGAGAGUCAGGCCUAGGGGGGUUCAGGAAAGAUGUACAACUUGGGGUGUUCAGGAAGGAUGUACAACUUGGGGUGGGAUGAAGGGAAGAUGUACAACUUGGGGUGUUCAGGAAGGAUGUACAACUUGGGUGGGAUGAAGGGAAGAUGUACAACUUGGGUGGGAUGAAGGGAAGAUGUACAACUUGAGGUGGGAUGAAGGGAAGAUGUACAACUUGGGGUGUUCAGGAAGGAUGUACAACUUGAGGUGGGAUGAAGGGAAGAUGUACAACUUGAGGUGGGAUAAAGGGAAGAUGUACAACUUGGGGUGUUCAGGAAGGAUGUACAGCUUGGGGUGGGAUGAAGGGAAGAUGUACAACUUGGGGUGGGAUGAAGGGAAGAUGUACAACUUAGGGUGGGAUGAAGGGAAGAUGUACAAGUUAGGGUGGGAAGAAGGGAAGAUGCACAACUUGGGGUGUUCAGGAAAGCUGUACCACUUGGAGUGGGAUGAAGGGAAGAUGUACAACUUGGGGUGUUCAGGAAAGCUGUACCACUUGGAGUGGGAUGAAGGGAAGAUGCACAACUUGGGGUGUUCAGGAAAGCUGUACCACUUGGAGUGGGAUGAAGGGAAGAUGCACAACUUGGGGUGUUCAGGAAAGCUGUACCACUUGGAGUGGGAUGAAGGGAAGAUGUACAACUUGGGGUGUUCAGGAAAGCUGUACCACUUGGAGUGGGAUGAAGGGAAGAUGCACAACUUGGGGUGUUCAGGAAAGCUGUACCACUUGGAGUGGGAUGAAGGGAAGAUGCACAACUUGGGGUGUUCAGGAAAGCUGUACCACUUGGAGUGGGAUGAAGGGAAGAUGUACAACUUGGGGUGGGGUGAAGGAAAAAAAACCCUACCCCUGAAAAUGGUUUCUUUUUCUUUGUUCUGUUUCUUCUUUUUCAAAUGAUGCCAUAUGAUAUAACAGAGUUGUCUUUAUUCUGUAUGUCAUCCAGCAGGUGUUUUGACAGUGUUACUUUGCCAUUACUGAUGUGUAAACUCUGGAGUGAUUUCCAAUAAACAGUUACCAGUU